AUGACGUGUCCGUUGAAGACUUCUUUCCUCGGACCUUGGAUAACUGUACUUUAGAUGAAUUUGCUUCGCUUCCAGUCAAAGUCGACUUGAUUUAUCAUUCCGCAUACCGCAACAGUGAAAUGAGGUCGUGAGCAGCUUUUACACAAAUACAUUAAGCAAAACAAGCCAUCUUACAGCUUGGGUGAAAGAAGCUGUUGAGAAAAGAGACUUCGGAUGGAGUCAACAUCAUCUUCUGUGUCUUCUUCAGAUGUCACUUCCCUCCCGAACUCUCAGUGAGCACAGGGCCAGUGAUUCAUCACUGGAUUUCAUCACUCGCUACAUGGUUGAAAAAAGUUCCAGAGAGCGUGUCAAGGAAAUUUGGCUUUCCUUAUUUGCACAGAUUUGUGUGCAGGUCAGGUGACAUCCCCUGAUAUGUGAACUCUGAGAAAUUUGAGACAGAUUCAAAUUCACAUAUCAGAGGACGUCGCCUGGACUGCUCACAAAUGGAAAGAACUUCUCAGGAAAACCAAAUAUCCUCGCCUCACUCUCACUCUGUGUCUAGCUAAAAACUCUCUCAAGGUGAAAGAAAAGUCUUGAUGUCUCUGCUCAACUAAUGGAUCACAUCCUCGCUGCUAAACAUCAUAUCUUCUAGAAAUUUACCGAACACAUUCUCAGCACUACACAUUUUCCCCCGCAAUAAGAGUAAAAUACCUGUACCACUGUGAAAGAAGUCAAACUGUGAAUAUCUGGAACAAUGCUAAGCUAAAGAGCUAGUGUUGGGUUGGACUGUUUGACCAAGACGAUUAGGACAGAAGGCUACUUUGGGAUGUAUCGAGGUGCUGCAGUGAACCUCACCCUUGUAACUCCAGAGAAAGCGAUUAAACUUGCAGCCAACGACGUCUUCAGGCAACGGCUCUCCAAGGACGGGAAGUUACCGUUAUGGGGCGAGAUCCUCGCAGGCUGUGGGGCAGGAACCUGUCAGGUGGUGGUCACAACUCCGAUGGAGAUGCUAAAAAUACAGCUGCAGGACGCUGGCAGGUUGGCGGCGCAGAGAUCCGUGUCUGCCUCGGAUCCCGCCUCCUCGCCGUCUCUGGCGUCUUCUCACCACGCUGCAGUGCGUCGAUCAGCCACGGCUAUAACACUGAAGCUGCUGAGGACGCAGGGCCUCCGGGGCCUCUACAAGGGCACAGGGGCCACUCUGCUCAGGGAUGUGCCGUUCUCGAUGAUCUAUUUCCCCCUGUUUGCCAAAUUUAACGCAGUGGGUCGGAGCGGAGAUCUCGCUCACGAGCGCGCCCCUUUCCUGCAGUCCUUCGCUUCGGGAUGCGGGGCCGGCUCGGUGGCGGCCGUGGCGGUCACACCACUGGAUGUCAUAAAGACUCGCCUUCAGACAUUGCAGAAGGGCGAAGGAGAAGAUUCAUACCGGGGCAUCAUCGACUGUACACGGCGCAUUCUGAAUCGAGAAGGGCCAUCAGCCUUUCUCAAAGGAGCGACAUGUCGAGCGCUGGUCAUCGCCCCGCUUUUCGGGAUCGCACAAGGCAUCUACUUCCUUGGUGUGGGUGAGCAGGUGAUGAAGCUGCUGGAAUAGAAAUGAAGUUUUAUAUCAGUAGACAAACACACAGUACUGUUUCAACACGUGGAGAGAGGAGAGAGAGAGGGCCCGGGAUUAGGGAAGGAGUAAGUGGUUAGAAUGAGAGGGAUGUCCACUUAUAUAACCAAAGGAGUUGAAGGAAGAAAAAAAUGAAAGAGCUGUUCAUGCUAUCAUAAGCAGUGACAUUGCACACUAAUUGUUUCUCAAGUGUCCAAACGAGAAGGUAAACAGGGUUCUUUGGGGCAAAACAGGGUCCUGGUCUAUCCGAAGGUGUCUAAUUCACUUGAUUUUGACUGAUUACUUGUAAAGGAUGUAAUACGAAAUCUAUCACUAGAUUAGUGCUAGUAUUACACUAGCAAAGGUUAAAAUAAUAAAUAAAUAAAUGAAUAAAUCGCAUGUCAGUGAAUCAAGUGGAUCAGAGACCUACACAGAUAAAGUUGAAGAAAAGCGUUUGGUGCUUUGCUUUGUAGGAGUGUUUAGUGUAAUAGACUGUAUAAGAUCUACUGCUGUGUUAAUCUGCGCUUUAAUCCUCUAUGUUCCUCAGAUGCAUUACAUGGUUAAAUUUUGGUAAUUAUGGUAAUUAUCAGCAACAUUUUCCCCUCGCAUUACGGCAGCUUUAAUAAAAGAUCUAGCUUAGCUUAAGGACCUUCCGUUGUCGUUGGCACCCCAGAACAACCAAAAUCCAACCAAUGAGCAUAUAGAGGCGUGUCUACUUGCCUGCAUUUAGGGCCUGCGCAUGUAUUUUGGCACUGAAGGAAGCCUGACUUUCUUUGGAUUUUAUUUGGCGCUAGCUUUAUUUCACCUCUGCUAAAAAUCACUGCCUGUAACUUUUAAGACGAUGACUGGGACCGGAGGUACAGAUCUGAAGGAUAGAGUACAGUUUAGUGACAAUUUGCAGAGAUUCGGUCCAAACCUAAUGGUGCAUGUCUACAUGCAAGUUCAACGUGUCGCCUUCUAUUCAUUUGAAUAAAGAGUUUUGCAUCUGUGCAACGUAUGAAAGUGGCGUGGCAGCGAACGACAACAAAAUACACGGAUCUUAUUAUAAGUGGAUUCGUGCCGUACUGUAAGCUCCGAGCAGUCUCGUAUUAACCUUUAUGUUCUGUUCAGUUUAAUUGUUUUUAAAAAAAAACAAAAACAAAUGAUUAUAAUGCAGUGUAUGUCAUUAGCUUAAUUUCCCUACACAAGCUGAAAAAUCAUUUAAGAUAAAAAAACGUUUUAUAUUACACAACCCACAUUCCCUAGGAAGCAUGCUGUUCUAGGAAAAUAACAACGCAGUGGUGUGAUCCGGCCUGGCACAAAAUAUAAUUACAUAAUUACUGUUACCACCCUUAGUGGUUAGCAUGUUCCCCUCACACCUCCAGGGUCCGGGAUUCGAGUCCCGCCGGGGCCCUGUGUGUGUGGAGUUUGCAUGUUCUCCACGUGCAGUGGGGGUUUACUCCGGGUACUCCGGUUUCCUCCCCCAGUCCAAAGACAUGCAUGGUAGGCUGAUUGGCAUGUCUAAAGUGUCUGUAGUGUAUGAAUGAGUGUGUAUGUGAUUGUGCCCUGCAAUGGACUGGCACCCUGUCCAGGGUGUACCCCGCCUUGUGCCCCAUGCUCCCUGGGAUAGGCUCCAGGUUUCCCCGUGACCCUGAAAAGGAGUAAGCGGUAGAAGAUGGGUGGAUGGAUGGUUUUACUGUUACCACAAUGAAGAUGAUUAUUUUCCUGUAACAGCACAAUCCUGAAGUGUUUUAUUCCUCUUAUACCACAGCAAUGUGCCAAUGAUUACAAUUUCUGUUUGUUAAAGAAUGACUUGUCAUACUCAGUCAUACUUUUUAUCCGUUUAUAGUUACAUUUCAUGUUGUCGAACAUUUAAGAAACAACUUACUUCCUGUUAUAUCAGAUAUAACAAGUCGUUCUAUCACCAGCCACUCUUCUUUCUCUCCUCUGAAUUUAAUAAGGCAAAAGAAUUUCCUGUCUCACUAAACAGGGACGAAGCUCUGGCACCGGAGACUCCUUCCGUAGAUGUCGAAUAAACGUCUCCUUACAGAAAAGUUUCUGUGCAAGUUGUUACUAAAGUCAUGCUAAAUUAGAACAAGCGCAUUAAUAUAAACCAUGGAGCUGGAACUACUUUCCGAGUCGUUAGAGAAAAUGAAUCAACACCUUCUGGCCAAUCAGAAUCAUUCAGCAACGCUGUGGUUUUAAUUUAAAACUAAAUCUAAAGCAGUGAACAGAACAUGAGGGUUAAACUCUGCUGGAUGCUUUGCCAGGGUCAGUGCGACUACUUUCUACACGUGCCGAGUUAAAUCAGAUGUUGGAGCACAGAGCAAGGAACUAAAGAUGCUCCAGAAUUAUAACACCAUCAUUGGACUUAUUAUAAUCUUUAAGGCAGAUAUAAAACUUUAUCUUUAACGCACCUGGAAAGGAUGACGUGUCACCUUAAAUGUGACCCAAGAUCAGAGAAAGAUAGAUUAUUAAAGACUAUAUUCAAAUACGAUUCAUUAUCUUCUGCUUAUACUAAUCUUAUAUAUGUCUGCAUUUGUUCAAAUCAAAAUCAAAACUAGGGAUCUGGUUCUUUUUUUUGUUAUGAUCUCCACAGUCAACUUCUAAAAUAUAUUUAUCUAUGUUAGAUAUCUGUAGAGCUGUACACACUAUAACACCAAAAACUAUACAUCAUCACAAGGUGGCUUAUUAUAAACGGUUUUUAUGAAGAAUGACCAGAAUCUCGAGCUUUUAAGCAUACAGACUCUGAGUAUUAUUAAUGUACAGAAUGGAGUAAAGAGCACAAGUAACAUCACGGUUAAAAAAAAUCCAGAUUUCUGGUGUAAAGAGACACUCAGUAUGUUUACAUGGACAACAAUAAUGCGAUAUUAACCUGAUCAAGACGAUACUCUGAUUAAGAAACUGCCAUGUAAACAGCGAUUUUUUAUUACCUUAAUCCGAUUAAAUCAUACUGGAGGUAAACACAAGUCGAAUUAAGACAUGUGGAGUACUCCUGUUUUAGUCGCAUUAUGGAAGUGCAUUAUAGACAUGUACACACCUUAAUCACACUGUUAACAUCGUGUGGGGGUUUUCACCGCAUUUUGCAACAGGACACGAUCACACACUACAGUGCUCAACUGUUUGACGGCAAACAAGAGAACACGGCUGCGUCCGAAACCGCAAACUUAGCUACUACAAUAUAUAAUAGGUGAAAUACAUGUAUACACGCAAGUACACUGUUUAGGACGCAGCCCACGGCUUCAAGCAGUCGUCUAUGUGCACAUACAGCAUGAUAAAUAAUUAACUGCACUUGAAUAUGCACUUGAAAUAAUUAACGCUUUCGUAAAUUAAAAAUGAAACACCCAAAACUGUAUACGGUUCCAUAACGAAGACGAACUGUAUGAUAAUACGUGAAAUUCUGGAGGGAACGUCGGACGGUGUGGUGCGGUGACGUAAUGACGUGUGCUGUUAAUCGAUCUAUGUUCAUAACAUGUAAAACGGGUACACGAAAGGAAUAUUCUAAAAGCGACUCAUGUAAACAACUUUAUCAGAACAUUGUCUUAUUCAGAAUAAGGUCAAUAAUUAGAUUACUGCUGUCCAUGUAAACAUAGUCAGUGAGAUGGGAACAAGCACCACCUUGUGGCUGGAUUUUACAAUACAGUCUGACUGAAAUCAGUGAGGAUAAAGUUGUUUUUUUUUAAAAAAAUGAUUGUUCAAUAAUUUAAUUGUAUUCUAUUUAAAUCAGGUUUGAUCUGAUUACAUGAAAAUCAUGUACAGUGAUUGUAUAUUCUGAUUUUACACAUAUCACUGCAUGCCUUUUAAUUUUACCUUAUACUCUCAGUUUACGAUGUUUAUCACGAUAUUGUAUUAUCGCAUUAGAAAAAACACUAAUCGCACAAUUGUACACACUUUCCUCUGACAGGUUUACCUGCAAUGUUUCAUUCUUCAGUCGUUCAGAAAGGUUCCCUUAAAGGUUCUUUGGAUGUUUAAUGGUUCUAGCUGUUUUUCUGUUGCAUGGUUUGAUAUAGAACCUUUCAUGGUUCCUUCAAAGGAACAAACAGAGAGAAAAAAAAAAACUUAUCUUUCCUAAGUGUAGUUUCCACCAGGUAUAGAACAGACUUUAUCUCUAAUACUUGCCAAAAAAGGCAGUGUUGUUUCAUAUAGAAGAUGACAGUAUUUCUACAGUGUCCACAAUUACAACGUCGGGCCUCAUUUAUCAAUUUAGAUAUGAUUGAAAAAAAUUUAUUCGUAAAUCAAUCACUCACUCACUGGAGCCUUUACACAAGAAGCGUGUUCAUCGGUUAUUUAUUUAAAAAAAAAACAUUCGUAUCUUGUGUUUCGUGGCAGAGUUUGCGUAAAUCUACACAAAAGCACACUCACUAUUUUAUAAACGUGAGUUUAUAAACUCGGUUUUAUAAACGGAUUACACGGUCAUGUUUAAAACGAUUCAUUAUUUCAAUUACACACCAAUUUAAUGAACAUUUCGUGAAACAUAUUGAUGACUUGAAAGAAAGCAAUCCAAAACAAAUGAACGAGUCUAGCAAUUCAUUUAGAACAGAAGUAACGGCGCACUAAACAGAGGACGGGUUAGUGUGGUAUGUGAUGAGCUGCUCUGACUGAGCGCACGCUGCAUUUACAAGCCACACGUUCUCCGUUUAGUCCUCAUGUGUAGGCCUGUGCGGGUUUUAUGAAGUUUACUGGCCUUCAUGAAAGGUAAACCAGAUGUUCUUGGUAAUUUACAGCUGAUUGGGUUUUAUCUGCGCAUGCACACGUGUAUUAAGAAAAUCAGCAUUACCAGAACCAGUUUGUAAAUCUGGCAGGAAUUUGUAUUUCAGUUUACACACAACUUUACUAAACGAUCGAUAAAUGAGGCACUUGUACGUGUAAGAAAGCAUGAUUGUACACUAUAAUUCAGAAUGGACUACAGAAACAGUUUUGACAGUAUUGUGUCCACAAGAAAGAGCCAUCAUUUGUCCAUCAUUUCAAUAAGAAACGAUUUCAUUUGAUGUACAUACUGUAUGUGAUAUAAAAAAAAUAUUUGUAUUUCAUAUUUGUUUUCAUGUUCAUGGACAAUGAAAGAAAAGAACUGCCUGUUUUUGUUGUUUUUCUUUGGUUGACGAUUGUAUUAUAACAAAUGAUUUUAACACAGACACCAAUACUGAUAUUGUUCCCAAAUAUAGAAAUAAAAUAUAUUGGAUUAA
Messenger RNA from Ictalurus punctatus (channel catfish), 6726 nucleotides. RefSeq names its product solute carrier family 25 member 18 (gene slc25a18). The coding region runs from base 806 to 1564 and encodes 252 amino acids. The transcript is spliced from 8 exons. Gene Ontology annotation, molecular function: L-aspartate transmembrane transporter activity; L-glutamate transmembrane transporter activity. NCBI's taxonomy places the organism in Eukaryota, Metazoa, Chordata, Actinopteri, Siluriformes, Ictaluridae. The record is from RefSeq and is a predicted model, not a curated record. Gene Ontology annotation, biological process: malate-aspartate shuttle; aspartate transmembrane transport; L-glutamate transmembrane transport.